UACUGUCGACAAUCGACCGAAGCUGUUUUGCUGUGCUCACCUUCACCCUCUGUGAACUCUGUCGCAUUCGGACCACCGCUGCAUGAGGCCUAUUUUUCACUUUGCUCAGCCUUCCCAGCAGUUUGUUUUUGGAAUCAUCUCCACACAACCAGCAUCAUGUCCAGCCCAAAGGUUAAACUCUUCUAUAUCGACUAUAUGGGCCGUGCCGAAAUGAUUCGACUGUUGUUUGCUGCUGCAGGAAAACCUUUUGAGGACAUUAGGUUUUCUCUGGAGGAUUGGUCUGCAACGUGGAAGUCAAAGGCCCCCUUUGGAACGUCACCAUGGGUGGAGGUAGAUGGAGAAGUCUAUGCACAGUCGAUAGCUAUUGCUAACUAUUUUGCCAAGGAGUUUGGUUUUUUUGGGAAGAACAACAAAGAAGCUCUUCAUAUCGAACAGAUGGUGAACCUCAUUCAGGACUUGGUGGUUAAAGCGGCUUCAAUUGAUGACCAGUAUGAGGACCAAGAAAAACAUGUUGCAGAUGACCCUGGCUGAUAUCGCCCUCUUUGACGUCCUCACCGGUUAUUUGAAGAACUUCACAGGACCAUUAGAUGACUACCCAUUGUGCAUAGCCUUGAGGGACAAAGUUGGAGCUAACGAAAAAAUCAAGGCGUAUAUGGCAUCCCGACCUGUCACUGUUGGCUGAAUAUUAGAAGCGAUUCUUCACACAUUAACCGGAGGCGUGUGAAUUCAUUUAUCGUGAUCAAUUAUUGGAAACUUUUUAAAAAGUCACAGAGCGACAUUACGAAUCUUGAAAUAGAUUUUUAUACUUUAAUUUUC
Messenger RNA from Aplysia californica (California sea hare), 816 nucleotides. RefSeq names its product glutathione S-transferase 1. Lineage: Eukaryota; Metazoa; Mollusca; Gastropoda; Aplysiida; Aplysiidae. Gene Ontology annotation, molecular function: glutathione transferase activity. Gene Ontology annotation, biological process: glutathione metabolic process. The record is from RefSeq and is a predicted model, not a curated record.